AUGGCCGCCGGGGCUUCGCCGGCGGCCUGGAGGUGGCCCGCCCCCGCCGACGUGCGGCCCGACCAGCUGCCGCUGAGGCUGGAGGGCGCCAGGUGGGAGGACGCGGAGCAGUUCCAGGCCUCCCACCCGUCAGCGUCCGUGCUCAAGUACGUGGAGGACCGCGGAGGCGACCUGUACGUGGUGGAGCGCCCCAGCGCGGUGCACGAGGGCGUGGCGUUCUCCCUGUCCAGGGAGCUCACCAAAUGGGCGGUGCGCAACUCCGUGCCGCCCCAGCUGACGCUGCUGCCCAGCUACAACUUGGAGGGCGUUUGGCCGCGGCGGGUGGGCGGUCGCCUGCACGAGGCCGACUGCGGCUGGGCGAGCAGGCGGGCGCUGAAGGCGGCGCCUGACCCAGGGGCCACGGGGCUGCACCUGGUGCUCGAGGCGGCGGUGGGGCAGAGCCUGGAGGCGGCGGAGGCCAAGGUGCGGCGCGUGUGGUUCGCGGCCGACGACUACGGCCCCUCCCUGGCGGUAGUCGUCAAGGUGGACGUCUGCGGGAGCGGCCACGGGGUCAGGGCCCUGCUGCUGUCCCGGCACUCGGAGGCGCCCCUGGUGGACGUGACGCUUGGGGCUGCUGCCGGCGGGGAGGGGGAGGGGCCGUCGCUGGUGCUGCCGCUGGAGCUGCUGUACGGGGACCACGCGGGGGAGCUGGCGCCGGGGACGCCAGCCCCGCGCAUUGCCGUGCGGGCCAUAUCCAAGCCGGCGUUCGCGUGCCUGGAGGGGGAGGGCGGCUGA
Molecule: messenger RNA, 774 nt
Organism: Ostreobium quekettii
Lineage: Eukaryota; Viridiplantae; Chlorophyta; Ulvophyceae; Bryopsidales; Ostreobiaceae
Source: the annotation of a GenBank genome assembly